Molecule: messenger RNA, 1412 nt
Organism: Cimex lectularius (bed bug)
Lineage: Eukaryota; Metazoa; Arthropoda; Insecta; Hemiptera; Cimicidae
Product: cyclin-dependent kinase 20-like
Exons: 8
Coding region: 284-1342 (352 amino acids)
Biological process (GO): mitochondrial outer membrane permeabilization; positive regulation of apoptotic process; protein phosphorylation
Cellular component (GO): mitochondrial outer membrane; nucleus; mitochondrial envelope
Molecular function (GO): ATP binding; cyclin-dependent protein serine/threonine kinase activity
Source: RefSeq, a predicted model, not a curated record
GCUGAGUCAAUAAAAAAACAAAAAACAAGAAUGAAAUAAAAACAGAAAUGUAAAUAAAAACUUUCAACUUAGCCGUUCUUUGCUUUGGAUUAAAACUGUUUGUAAACAUCAUUUAAGAAGAUCUGUGAGGUGUGAGAACUUUAGCUUCACGUAGAAAAUGGGGGUUUUGAUCCAAAAGAUAAAACAAUAAGCAGAGGCUGUUGCUAACGCAGAGUGGAAAGGUUACACUGAGCUAUACUAAAUUUACCAAAGGGAUACAAUGAUUUUCUAGAUUCUGGGAGACAUGGAGAACUAUGAAGUUAUAGGGAGGAUUGGCGAGGGUGCGCAUGGCUAUGUCCUGCAUGCCAAGAACAAGACCGAGGACAAGGAGGUCGCACUCAAAAAAGUUCUAGUGAAGAAGCUUGAGGAAGGCAUACCUAGGCUCAUACUGAGGGAGAUCAAAACAAUGCAAGCCCUAGAGUGCAAAUAUAUUAUGAAAUUGAUUGAAUAUUUCCCUCAAGGAGCUGGAGUUAUAAUGGUUUUUGAUUACAUGCCUUCUGGGCUUUGGGAAAUGAUCCACGACCGGGAGGUAGAGCUUGACCAACCGUUGAUCAAGAGCUAUAUGCACAUGUUGCUCCAAGGGCUUUCCUACAUGCACGAGAAUAACAUCAUGCACAGGGAUUUGAAACCAGCGAAUCUGCUUAUCAGCAAAGAAGGAAUUUUGAAGAUAGGAGAUUUUGGUCAGGCUCGCUUACUCUGGCUUGAAAAGGACAGAGGCAAGCCUUAUACACAGCAAGUAUCGACGAGGUGGUAUAGGGCCCCGGAACUGCUCUAUGGAGCGAGAAAAUACUCAGAGGCUAUCGACCUUUGGGCAGUCGGAUGCAUAUUUGCUGAAAUGUUCACAAAAUCUCCUUUGUUUCCUGGUGAGACUGACAUCGACCAAUUGGCAUUGGUGAUAAAAAAUUUGGGGACACCAACUGAGGAGAACUGGCCAGGGCACACGACCCUUCCAGACUUCAAUAAAAUUUCAUUCGCACCGACGAAAGCAGUCCCUUGGUCAAAACAGUUGCCAGACGUCCCCGCCACGGCCAUCGACUUGAUCAAGUCAUUUGUCAAGUACAAUUCGCGAAAGAGGAUGACUGCUAAGGAGGCCUUGUCACAUAAAUAUUUUUCAACGCCACCGAACCAAAUCAAAGAAGUGGAUUUGCCCAGGCCUCUCUACGACCACCGACUGAGACUUAAAUCAAAAGACUUUGACUUCUCUCCGCCCCAGGAAAUUUUCCAAGAUUGUGAUGUGAUGGAUUUUUUAGAGCAGUACUUCAUCCUCGGAAAUAACAAGUACCAACUGUAUUUUUCAAGUUAAAUUCCAAUGCAAGAAUCGUGGGUGGAAGUGGGUCCGAGUCCUGAACGGACCACUCCCUUGUCCUUUGCUC